This is a messenger RNA of Pseudopodoces humilis (Tibetan ground-tit), 4430 nucleotides long. The record is from RefSeq and is a predicted model, not a curated record. Lineage: Eukaryota; Metazoa; Chordata; Aves; Passeriformes; Paridae.
CAGACAAAUAUCUUGGAAGGGUAUCAUCAUCCUCUGCUAGGAUGGAAAAUCGCCUCUUUGGCAAUAGCAGUAUUUUAUGGGAUCAUUAUCUUAUUCGCAGGAUUGUCCUUGAAUUCCUCCCCUUUUAUAAUGUCUUUUGAGAGGACAGGCGAGUAAUUCAAAGAGCAGAACUUAUUUUUAGGUUUAGUCUGAGCCUGAAAUAAACUGAGAAGGCUGAGUAGUGUUACGAUAAACAGGGAGUAGAACAGAGACAGGAAAUAGGGGGUCUUUGGUAAUGAGUUCCAGCCACUCUUGAAACAGAAAGCCAGAGAAAGAAUUACUUGAGAAUAGUUUCUCAGUGACAGCUUAAUAAUUUUUAGCUUGUUAUUCAACAUUAAAGGGGAACAGUUCCUGCAGUUUUAUGCUGUUCUUGAAAGAUCCUUUUUUAAAGAUCAUUUAGCAAGUUAUCUUUUCGGUGUUUUCAGGGUGGCAUUGUUCGUGCUGCUAAGCGAUCUGCUGUUUAAAAAAACCAGAUGUUUGGGGGGGAGCCUGAAGUUUAUACAGUUCUGUGUUAUAUAUACACAUCUGUGAGAAGCCUUUGGGAUAAGGCUGUGGGACAGGGGCAGGGGAUUCAGCUGAAAAUAUGAGCAGGCAUUGAAGAUUUCAGAAGUUGAGGGUUGAAAGGAGAAGAAAUCACAGCUACAUCCUGUAGAACAAAGCAGAGCGCUUGCUUCCAAAAGUUUCCUUUAGCCCUGGGAAUGUGACUGCUGAGAUGGGCCCAAAGCAUGGAUGCUGAGAUUGAUAUUUACAAGCACUUCACGUGGCUAAAGAGGUCACAGGUGAACCAUCAUCCACCCAAUAAUGAAACUUAUCAAGAAAGGUUGGCACGAUUAGAAGGUGAUAAAGAGUCUCUCAUCCUGCAGGUGAGUGUUCUCACAGACCAGGUGGAAGCUCAAGGAGAGAAAAUCCGGGACUUAGAAAUCUGUCUUGAGGGGCAUCAGUUGAAGCUGAAUGCUACAGAAGAAAUGCUCCAACAGGAGCUGCUGAGUCGCACGUCUCUCGAGACCCAGAAGUUAGACCUGAUGGCUGAAGUUUCAGACCUGAAGAUUAAGCUGGUUGGAAUGGAAAAGGAGCAGAGUGAAUAUGAGGAGAAACAGAACAAAGCUGAGUCAGUUGUGAACCUGAUCAGUGACCUGCAGGAGCAGAUGUGUAGACUGCAGCUGGAAAUUAAUAGUAGGAUCCAAGAAAGGAAGUCUCAAGAUAGGAAAGCAGAGCUGACCCCCAAUGGUUGUCCCUCUGGUGCAGGAGCAGUAGAGCCUCUGGGCCAGAAGAAUUGCUCUCGGUGUGAAGGUUUGUUACAGGAGCUCAGACACCUGAAAAUUAAAGUGGAAGAACUGGAAAACGAAAGAAAUCAGUAUGAGUGGAAAUUGAAAGCGACUAAAGCUGAGAUUGCGCAGCUCCAGGAGCAGCUGGCUCUCAAGGAUGCAGAGAUAGAGCGCUUGCAAAGUCAGCUCUCCAGGACCUCCUCCUACACAGAAGUGGCAGAAAGAGAGGAAGUUUAUAGGAGAAGGCUAAAAGAAAAACACCAAGAGGUUCAGCGGUUGAAGAUAGGAAUGGAGACGUUAUUGGCUGCAAAUGAGGAAAAGGACCGUCGGAUAGAGGAGCUGACACUUCUGCUAAGCCAGUACAGGAGGGUCAAGGACAUAAUGAUUGCAGCUCAUGGCUCUUCUGUCUCUGGUGCCAGUGAAGAGGAACUUGAGGCAACUUUAAGGAAGUGGAAUCUUUUGAAUAAUUCUCCAGGAGAAUUCCUGAAAGCAGAGGCCUCUGCAGGAGAAUUGUCCCCAGCUGUGCUCCCUCCAGUGCCACACAAAGCCAUGGAAAUCAGUGGAAGUGUUCCAGCACCUUCAAGCAGUUUAACCUCUCAACAGGAAGAAUCUUUGGAAAUCACAAAUAGGGUUCCACAGAAAAAAAAGUCAAGUAGUUUAGAAGACUUGCAGAGCGAAUCCUUGGAAAAGCAGAGUAAGGCAGUGGGGAAGAGCAGCAAGUACCAAACGCUGCCAGGAAAGCUGCCCCGAGCGCUGCAGAACGGAGAGCAGGGGAUGUACGGCUCCCCAGAGGGAUGUGGCACGAGUGACAACGGUGACAGCAGCGUCCCCGGCCUGAAUCGCGUCAGGAGUGUCAGUGCGCCCGUGCUAGGAGAAACAGAGAACAUGGAUGGUACAGUGGUCUCAGAUGACCUUUCACCUCUCUCUUCGGGAACGGAUUCAGGUUCACAGUCUCCAUGGUCGCCAGAGAACAGAAAGAGUCCAAAAGGGAUCAAGAAAAUCUGGGGAAAAAUACGAAGAACUCAGUCAGGUAACUUCCCUGCAGACGACCUGGGCCUGGCAGAGUUUCGGAGGGGAGGUCUCCGCGCCACGGCUGGUCCUCGCUUAUCCCGAUCCAAGGACACCAAAGGCCAGAAGAGCGACCACAAUGCCCCGUUUGCUCAGUGGAGCACUGAGAGAGUUUGUAACUGGCUUGAGGACUUUGGCCUGGGCCAGUACGUGAUUUUUGCCCGGCAGUGGGUGACAUCAGGCCACACGCUGCUGACAGCCACACCUCAGGACAUGGAAAAGGAAAUGGGAAUAAAGCACCCACUGCACAGGAAGAAAUUGGUUUUGGCCGUUAAAGCCAUAAAUGCGAAACAAGAUGAGAAGUCUGCACAACUUGAUCAUAUCUGGGUGACACGGUGGCUUGAUGACAUUGGCUUACCUCAGUAUAAAGACCAGUUUCAUGAAUCCAGGGUAGAUGGGAGGAUGUUGCAGUACUUAACUGUGAAUGACCUUCUCUUCCUGAAAGUCACCAGUCAGCUGCACCACCUGAGCAUUAAAUGUGCCAUUCAUGUGCUGCACGUCAACAGCUUCAACCCCAACUGUCUACGCAGGAGGCCUGUUGAGGAGAACAUCUCUCCUUCUGACGUGGUGCAGUGGUCCAACCACAGGGUGAUGGAGUGGCUGCGGUCGGUGGAUCUGGCGGAGUACGCGCCCAACCUUCGAGGCAGCGGAGUGCACGGGGGCCUGAUCAUUCUCGAGCCUCGCUUCAACGGCGACACGCUGGCCAUGCUCCUGAAUAUCCCUCCCCAAAAGACCCUCCUGCGCCGCCACCUCACCACUAAUUUUAACGUGUUAAUUGGGCCAGAGGCACAGCAAGAGAAGAGGGAAAUCAUGGAGUCAGCAGCAUACACACCUCUGACCACCACUGCCAAAGUUCGGCCAAAGAAACUUGGAUUUUCGCAUUUUGGAAACUUACGGAAAAAGAAGUUUGACGAAUCAACAGACUACGUUUGUCCUAUGGAUACAAGCCCAGCUGCUGCCAAUGGUACCUCGAAAAACUAUGGUGGCUACAAAGGCCUCAGUCCUUUCACUGACAGGGAACUGGAUCAGAUGGAACACUCAGAAGGCACAGUAAUGCAAAUAGGGGCUCUUUCCCAAGGCAUAACCCACCUCACGACGCUGCUGAGCCAGGAUGAGAUGCUGAAUGACAGCAGGUUUCUAACACCGACCUUUGAAGACUGGAGAUGAUGUCCCAGCAGGACGGAGAGCGCUACCCGAACCUCGCGCCUGCAGGAGCGGCCAGGAGCAGCUGGGGGCCGUGCAGCAGGAGAGCUUUCCCUCUUUUCUGCCUCUGCCACCUCCCAUGUAGCAUUUCCUCACCUCAGGGCAGCCCCACCUUGCAGGUAACUCUCCUCUGUGCUGUUUUCCCACCUCAUGUAAUGGCAAACAGGGGCUGGGAGAGGAGUGGGACUCUUAUCCAGAGUCUGGAAAGCCAAGACUGGCAAUGUUUUGUCCUUUUAUUCACUUGUCUGUUACGUGCUGUGUCGAUGUACUGUUACACGAAAAACCUUCUGUCAUUUUUUAUUUUUAUAAUUAACUUGGAGUGCAGGAAUCAUUAAUACAUAAUUGUACCAUGGGGGCAGAUCAGAGGUACCUGGAAUUCAGCUGGGUGCUGGUGAGAGCAGCAGCAAUGGCUCACUCACCACUCCUGUGGCCUUGCCAGACUGGUCCCCAGAAAGGAUUUCAAUCUCUUCCCCCCUUUCACUGUCCUGCUCUCUUUUUAUCCAAGCCAGGGCACUGUAGGGUGGGAAGAAUGGAACAUAAUACUGUCCAUCAAGCCCUUGCUUUUAUUAGGAUAACAAGCUACCACGUUCACAAAUCCUUACCUAAGGCAAGAACAACUGCAGCAGGAAAUUGUAACCAGGAAAGUACCAGAAUAAAAGAUGUACUUCUGUAAAACACCUGACAAAAUAAAUCUGCUGCUGUUGUACUGGGCUAGACAGGACUGCAUCAGAGAGAAGUAUUGAGGGGCUGAGGUUGAAGCUGCAGUUACUUGUGAUAUCUGUUUACAUGUACAUCUCCUGUACUAAUGAGCUAUUAAAAAGCUCUCUCAGUAAACAGAUAAAUGCCAGAAAAAAA